AUGCAGUCGGACGGAGAAGAGCCCACUUCCCCCGUUGAGCAGCAGGAGGUCGAGGUUUCGGCCGAUGCCUCCUCCGGCCAGAUGUCGGUUCUCGACGCCCUCAAGGGCGUCCUGAAGCUGGCCCUCAUCCACGACGGCCUCGCCCGCGGUCUGCGCGAGGCCUCCAAGGCCCUCGACCGCCGCCAGGCCCACAUGUGCGUCCUCAACGAGGCGUGCGAGGAGGAGGCCUACAAGAAGCUCGUCGUCGCCCUCUGCUCCGAGCACAAGAUCCCCCUCAUCAAGGUUCCCGAUGGCAAGCAGCUCGGCGAGUGGGCCGGUCUCUGCCAGAUUGACCGUGAGGGCAACGCCCGCAAGGUCGUCAACUGCUCUUGCGUCGUCGUCAAGGACUGGGGUGAGGAGUCUCAGGAGCGCAACAUCCUCCUCAACUACUUCCAGACCGAGCAGUAA
This is a messenger RNA of Diplodia corticola, 447 nucleotides long. Its product is annotated as 40s ribosomal protein s12. Gene Ontology annotation, molecular function: structural constituent of ribosome. Gene Ontology annotation, biological process: translation. The transcript is spliced from 2 exons. NCBI's taxonomy places the organism in Eukaryota, Fungi, Ascomycota, Dothideomycetes, Botryosphaeriales, Botryosphaeriaceae. Gene Ontology annotation, cellular component: ribosome; cytosolic small ribosomal subunit. The record is from RefSeq and is a predicted model, not a curated record. The coding region runs from base 1 to 447 and encodes 148 amino acids.